Messenger RNA from Arvicanthis niloticus (Nile rat), 791 nucleotides. It is a transcript of the gene Sod1, whose product is annotated as superoxide dismutase 1. NCBI's taxonomy places the organism in Eukaryota, Metazoa, Chordata, Mammalia, Rodentia, Muridae. Gene Ontology annotation, molecular function: copper ion binding. Gene Ontology annotation, biological process: superoxide metabolic process. The record is from RefSeq and is a predicted model, not a curated record.
CGCGGGGGACUCGUUUUUUCGCCGUCCUUUCCUGCGGCGGCUUCCUUCGUCGCCUUCUUUUCCUGCUCUCCCAGGUCCCGAGGUCACCGCGCGUCUCCCGGGGAAGCAUGGCGAUGAAGGCUGUGUGCGUGCUGAAGGGCGACGGUCCGGUGAAGGGCAUCAUCCACUUCGAGCAGAAGGCAAGUGGCGAACCCGUUAUGGUGUCAGGAGAAAUUACAGGAUUAACUGAAGGCGAGCAUGGGUUCCAUGUCCAUCAGUAUGGGGAUAAUACACAAGGCUGUACCAGUGCAGGACCACAUUUUAAUCCUCACUCUAAGAAACAUGGCGGUCCAGCGGAUGAAGAGAGGCAUGUUGGAGACCUGGGCAAUGUGACUGCUGGAAAGGACGGUGUGGCCAAUGUGUCCAUUGAAGACCGUAUGAUCUCACUCUCGGGCGAGCAUUCCAUCAUUGGCCGGACAAUGGUGGUCCACGAGAAACAAGACGACUUGGGCAAAGGUGGAAAUGAAGAGAGUACAAAGACUGGGAAUGCUGGGAGCCGCUUGGCUUGUGGUGUGAUUGGGAUUGCCCAGUAACCAUUCCCUGUGUGGUCUGAGUCUCAAACUCAUCUGCUGUCCUGCUAAACUGUAGACAAAACCAGACCAUUAAACUGUAAUCUUAAGAGUUGUUAAUUGUGUGACUCCUUUGACUGCACUAGGACUUACAGUGAGAGCGGAUUGAGGAUGCUUGGGGGAUGUGUAUAACUUACUGAAUGUGUACAACUCACUGAAUUAAAAUCUGUUUGUUUCUGUGCC